Messenger RNA from Fusarium pseudograminearum CS3096, 981 nucleotides. RefSeq lists its product as uncharacterized. The coding region runs from base 1 to 981 and encodes 326 amino acids. The transcript is spliced from 2 exons. Lineage: Eukaryota; Fungi; Ascomycota; Sordariomycetes; Hypocreales; Nectriaceae. The record is from RefSeq and is a predicted model, not a curated record.
AUGGGAGGCAGCGGGAAACAAUCAAGCGGGACGGCACCCGGCCACGGGGUUUCUGCGACUUACUUUCGAGCAUAUAAGCCAGACAAUGCCAUAUGGAUCUCCGACGAUGACUCCUCUGAUACAGAAGAUGAGGACGACGUUGAGGAUCAUGAUCUCAACAGGUCGCAAUCAGGCUGCACAACACCUAUGACGGCUAGCGUCGUAGAUCAUUUGAAUAGCAUGUGCACCAAACACAGUGAGACUGAGUCUAAUGCUGCCGUCCGUAUGGGUGCUAUGGCAGUUUUAGCUCCAGCUCGACUGGAGGGUGUCCGAAUCUUGUCACACGAAUCACAGAUGGACUUGUCCAGUGAUCCCGAAUCGAACCAGCAAACCCUCCCCUCGACGACUUGCACACCCACUGGAGACACAGCGGCUGGUGCAGAUACUGACUCUGGCAUCUCGUCAAUUGGCCCCGAAACCCAGUCAUGCCUGGGUGCAUCAGACGGAGAGCUUGUGACCAAAGCUACUGGAGCCAUCAGCGAGCUCGACUUGAUAACCGUUGCUCUCUCUAGCGAAGAGUCCUGUCAGCGAUUACAAAAUGCUCCCGCUACCCCUUCGGAGCUCACAUACGGUCCGAUUGCUGCCACCCCUGAGGUGAUGGGUCAGACGCCGCUACACGAUAGCAAAAUGCGCCCAAGCGCCGAGCGCAAUGAUGCCACUCCUGCGGCCGGCAGUUCAUCUCCUAGACUGAGACUAUUGUCCGAAUCACAACCAGAACAGGACCAAGACCACAAGACCUGCUCGCCCAGCGAUACUGAGCCAGACCUCUUGGAGGCUGAAUCUGGAUCGCUACCCGGAGCUCGAAUGCCUCCUCCGUUCCGUGAGGGGCUCUCUCGGCACUGUUGUCGUCGAACAUCCCCACAUAUACAUAUGACGGUACAAGAUAAGGACAGCGACGAAGAUACGGAAGGCUCUGGUAGUGAAGACGAUCUUGACGUUUAA